AUGAGCGACCUGCUAAAGUCUCGCUGGGCUCCCAGCCCAAGCGAGCUUCAAGCCCAAGCCGCCGCUCCCUCCACAGCCCGGCCAAAACUCCCCCCAACAACCAGCACCAAACGCACACCAUCCCCCGUCCAGCGACCCUCUCGUCAAUCCUCCCCGCGCCCCUCCCCCUCCAACCAUCUCUCCCGCUUCAUGAAAAUCGUCGAGCGAUUAAAAUGGAAACUGCCCUACCUAGCCUACGGCUACCGCCUCGCCACUCUCGACCCUGCCACCAGCGACUUCGACGUCUCCCACGCCGAGAUCAUGUUCAAGCUCGAUUUCCACGAGUACUACUCCCUCCUCGAGCGCGCAAUUGUUCACCUCCUCAGCGUCUUCGGUAUCUCUGUGUCUUCUGCUUUCGCGCGCAAUCAUCUCGCCGCGUACGACUCCGCUCCGCUCUCGACGCACCGAUACCAUGCAAAUGUGUUGGAAGCGCUGCAGGAUGAGAACAGUCCCCUGCAUGCUGUGCUGGGACAGGGCGAGGUCCAUGAACAAUUGCAGCGGGCGAAGGAGUUGCGGAAUCGUUGGAAGACAGCAGAUCUGACCAAGGAAGAACUGGAGAGGGAGGAUAAGUGGGCUGCGAGACGGAAGGGGAAGGCUAUGCCUCUGGCGAGCUAUGAUAUCGAGAAGAUCCUCUCGGAUAUUUUCCAGGGGUUCGAUGAUGCGUAUUUAAUUGCGCAGGAGCAUGUGGUUGCGUGUGAUGGGGCGGUCAAGAUGGAUGUUGCAUUGCAUGGAGAGUCGGAUGCAGACUGGGAUUUCAUUGUCGAUGCAAUGGAUUGGGAGGCUGUUUGA
Messenger RNA from Aspergillus niger, 828 nucleotides. RefSeq lists its product as uncharacterized. The record is from RefSeq and is a predicted model, not a curated record. The coding region runs from base 1 to 828 and encodes 275 amino acids. Lineage: Eukaryota; Fungi; Ascomycota; Eurotiomycetes; Eurotiales; Aspergillaceae. The transcript has a single exon.